GUAUGUAUGCUUGUAUAGGAGUUGAUCGUGGAGAUUGUGUCUUUUGUUUCCUCGGCGGAGUGAUAAAGGAGCUGCAUCAUGGAUCCGUAUGGACUGAAGUCCGUAUCAGAUUUACCCCCUCCAUUUCGUUCGUUCUUCAGUUUCAGGUACUUCAACUCUCUGCAGAGCGAAUGUUUUUCUUCCUGUUUCCUCUCCGAUGUGAAUAUGGUUAUUUCGGCACCAACUGGAAGUGGAAAAACAGUACUCUUUGAGCUUUGCAUUUUGAGGCUGCUCUCUAGGUUCUUCUCUGCAGAGGGAAGCUUUCAUCACGCUAAGGGAACUCUCAAAACAAUCUAUAUAGCCCCAUCCAAGGCUCUGGUACAAGAGAAGCUCCGGGAUUGGAACCAGAAACUUGGGUCGUGGGGCAUAAAUUGCCUAGAACUGACAGGGGACAAUGAAUCUUACAACAUAAGGAACAUACAAGAAGCAGACAUUAUUGUGACAACUCCUGAAAAAUUUGAUGCAGUGACUCGAUACCGUGUAAAAGAUGGGGGCUUGAGCUUUUUCAGUGAUAUAGCACUUCUGCUAAUUGAUGAAGUUCACCUAUUGAAUGACCCACGUGGAGCAGCUUUGGAGGCAAUAGUUAGCAGAAUAAAAAUGCUCGCUUGUAAUCCUGAAAUGAAAUCAACCACUCUGGCUUGUGUCCGUUUCCUAGCCGUUUCUGCCACUAUCCCAAAUAUUUGUGACCUGGCUGAAUGGCUUGCGGUUCCUAUCCACGGAAUCAAAAGGUUUGGUGAAGAAAUGAGACCAGUAAAGUUGACUACCAGAGUCUUUGGCUACACACCUGCGAAGAAUGACUUUCUAUUUGAAAAACGCCUUCAGAACUAUCUUUUUGAUCUUCUCAUGCAAUAUUCUAGAGGAAAAUCUGCUCUCAUCUUUUGCUCAACUAGAAAAGGAGCACAAGAAGCAGCCCAGCGACUGUCUCAGGCCACCAUGACCUUUGGUCACUCAAAUCCGUUCAUCAAAGACAGAGAGCAACAGGAAAGGCUAAGGGAAGCUUCAUUAUCAUGCAGCGACAAACAAAUGCAGUCAUAUAUCCUUUAUGGAAUUGGUUUUCAUAAUGGUGGGCUUUGCCUGAAGGAUCGCAACCUCAUUGAAGGCCUUUUCCUUAAAGGUGAUCUGCAGGUUCUGUGCACUACAAAUACUCUUGCCCAUGGAAUCAACCUACCUGCUCAUACAGUUGUGAUCAAAUCAACACAGUAUUUCAACAAGGUAAAAGGGCUCUAUAUGGAAUAUGAAAGAUCAAUGGUACUGCAGAUGAGUGGGAGAGCAGGUCGUCCACCUUUUGAUGAUACAGGAAUGGUUAUAAUUAUGACAAGAAGAGAAACAGUUCAUUUGUAUGAGAAUCUCCUGAGUGGUUGUGAAAUGGUAGAAUCACAAUUGCUUUCGUGCAUGACGGAGCAUCUAACAGCUGAGAUAGUACAACUUACAAUAUCUGAUAUAACACGGGCAAUCGAAUGGAUGAAGUGUUCCUUCUUGUAUGUCAGAAUGACAAAGAACCCUGAGAACUACGCAAUAAAGAAAGGGAUUCCCGGUGACCGUAUAGAGAAGCACGUGCAAGAGAUUUGUGUUCAGAAAGUUAAUGAGUUAUCAAGAAAUCAAAUGAUCUGGACCGAUGAAGAUGGUUUCCUCUUGAAGCCACUUGAGCCUGGGAGACUGAUGACAAAGUAUUAUUUGAGAUUCAACACAAUGAAAAAUAUUAUGCAGGCACAUGCAGACUGCAGUAUGGAAGAUGCUCUUCACAUUGUCUGCCGGGCUGAAGAAGUUUCCUGGAUACAGCUCAGGCGCAAUGAGAAGAAGCUUUUAAGUGACACAAAUACAGAUAAAGAUGGAAAGCUUCGCUUUCACAUCCUUGGAGAAAAAGGGAAAAGGAAAAAACGUAUCCAAACCAGAGAGGAGAAAAUAUUUGUUUUAGCGAAUGACUGCUUGACUGGGGAUCCGUCAUUGCAUGACUUAUCCAUGAACCAGGACAUGAAUUCUAUAUGCUCAAAUGGAUGUAGAAUUGCCAAGUGCAUGAAGGAGUAUUUCAUUUGCAGAAAGAGUUACAAAGGAGCUUUGAAUUCGGCUCAUCUAGCCAAAUCCUUACAUCAAAAACUCUGGGAUGACAGCCCGUAUUUGCUGAAGCAAUUACCUGGCAUUGGAAUGGUGACUGCUAAGGCACUGCAUUCCAUGGGAGUAAAAUCGUUUGCAACCCUUCGUGAAGCUGAUCCAAGGAAAAUAGAGAUAGUCACUGGGAGAAAAUAUCCAUUUGGGAAUCAUAUAAAGGAGGCACUGUUAUUGCUACCCCCUCAAAUUGAAAUGAAGCUUGAGGAAACUCAAUGCCAAAGGCAAGGAAACUCCAUGGUAGUGGUAACUUUGACUAGGCUAUCGGAAUCUGCUCAAUCAACCAAACGACAUUAUGCUGAUAUGGUUGUUGCUGUAGAAGAAGAUAACCUGAUUCUGUUUCAUGAGAAAAUAAGCAGAGUGGAUGAGUUUUCCAGCCCUUAUAGUGCAACCAUUCUGAUGUCAAAUCCUCAGCAAGAAAAGCUGACUGCUAAGGCAGAUCUGAUUUUUGAAGAUUUCAUUGGAAUUGACCUGCACGAAAAUUACACACUGAAGAAGGUUAUAGACUCGAAUGUGUUCCCGAAAUACGGAAAAAAGCAUCUGUCCCGUUUCCCUCAGCCCAAGGAUGUGUGUGUUAUAGAGGAUGACAAUGACUUCACAUCUUGUGCCCCAACUGAACAGCUUCACUACUCGAAAAAAUCCUCACGUGAAUGUGAUCUCAUGCCAAAUUUCAAUCUUCUAGGCGAAGAGGACUUGGAAGAAGGAAGGCCUAGUUUCGAAACUGAAGAAAGUGAGUGCAGAAUCAUAACACCAAGAACAGUAUUUGACCACAUCCGUGAAAAAGCAAAGAGUUUCCCGUCAUUGGCUACAUCAUGUAAUGCUUUCUCCCCAUCAUCUGAGGACUUGCUCCGUAUCGGAAAACAGACUUGUGAGAAGCAGCUUGAACACAGCAAUGGCAUUGAAGAGAUGGGAGAAACAGAAGGCAAUAAAGUUCAACAUUCAAGUGGGCUUAUUACAUCUUCAGAUCAAAGAGAAGAACGUAGGAGUGACAUUGGGAAAGCUUCACCUUCAAAUCCCUCUAAAUCUUUUGAAACCAUUUACGCAGUGAAUUGCAGAGGUGAGGUUCCUCCUGUAUCUGAAGAGAACUCAUCCAAAACCUCAACUGAAGAAAAGAUAUUUGAUCACAUACGGAAAAAGGCGAAAAACUUCCCACAGGUAAACAAAUUGGAAUCCGUGGAGUCUGAAGCAUUUACCAUGGCAAAAGAACUCUUCUGGAAGAACCACUUCGAGUCCAGGAAUGCUGCUUUCGACUUGUUGGAGCCGAAGGUUUCGAAUCAAACGUCUCGCAUUGGUUUCAGCUCAGAAAUCCUUGGAAGCUCAACUGAAGGUAUCGGUAAACAGCCGUCCUCUCCCAGUGUGUCAAGUUCUGAGUCUACUGUGAGGGAAACUGGGGAAGUGGAUUCCUUUCUUGGGUUUAAGAGUGUGUUUUCCUUCCUCUGA
Rhododendron vialii is the source of this 3582-nucleotide messenger RNA. RefSeq names its product DExH-box ATP-dependent RNA helicase DExH17. NCBI's taxonomy places the organism in Eukaryota, Viridiplantae, Streptophyta, Magnoliopsida, Ericales, Ericaceae. The record is from RefSeq and is a predicted model, not a curated record. The transcript is spliced from 27 exons. Bases 79 to 3582 code for a protein of 1167 amino acids. Gene Ontology annotation, molecular function: nucleic acid binding; ATP binding.